Molecule: messenger RNA, 2553 nt
Organism: Lacerta agilis (Sand lizard)
Lineage: Eukaryota; Metazoa; Chordata; Lepidosauria; Squamata; Lacertidae
Gene: STK33
Product: serine/threonine kinase 33
Exons: 15
Coding region: 119-1936 (605 amino acids)
Biological process (GO): protein phosphorylation
Molecular function (GO): protein kinase activity; ATP binding
Source: RefSeq, a predicted model, not a curated record
UAUUUUGGUUUCUUCUUACAGAGUCUGUAUUGCCAUGGUGUAAAAUUUGAUUUUAUUGGGAAGAAAUCUUCACGGUGACCUUCAGCAGAGUAACUAGAAUAAUAACUCACUCCCUUCCAUGACAGUGCUACCUAUUUCAACAUGGUCCUCACUUUUUGAGCUUUUUGUUCUGCUUCCUUCAACAGUGGACACUGAAGUGCCAAUCUUUGUGAUACUGUUUAAUUUGCACAGCAGGAUCUACACGACCAAACAGAUGGCAGAUCUCAGUCAGGAAAAUACAACUGCAAAAUGCACUGAGUGUUGCACAUCAUUUGGACCAAGCAAUGUUGUACUUUUUUGCCCCCGUUGCAAUAAUGGCACCAUGUGCCCUGAAAAAGCUGUAGUAGAGACCUCAGAUUCACCAACUACUUCAGUGAGUGAAUGUUCGGAUCCCGAAGACACCAUGUCAAAGAAACAAACAUCUUAUUUAGCAAAUAUGCCAAAGUCAGAACUAACAGACUCUCAGAGGAAAAUGCUCAUUACCACCCCAGGCAUUCGUGGCAGUAAUACAGAAUUCAAAGUUCCUCACACGCGAAUAGAAGAUGGAGCAGCAAUUCAGGAAAUUUAUUCUUUUGGAAGGAAAUUAGGACAAGGCAGCUUUGGUGUGGUGAUUGAAGUAACAGACAAAGAAACAGGCAUGAAGUGGGCAAUCAAGAAAGUGAACCGGGAAAAGGCGGGGAGUUCUGCAGUAAAACUACUUGAAAGGGAAGUGAGCAUCCUAAAAACAGUAAACCAUGAGCAUAUAAUACAUCUUGAACAGGUGUUUGAGACUCCCAAGCGUGUGUACCUUGUAUUGGAGCUAUGUGAGGAUGGAGAACUUAGAGAGAUUCUGCAAAGAAAAGGUCAAUUUACAGAGAACGAGACACGGCACAUCAUUCAGAGUCUUGCCUCAGCAAUAGCAUAUCUUCACAAAAGAGAUAUUGUUCACAGAGAUCUGAAAUUGGAAAACAUUUUAGUUAAAAGCAGUGACAUUGAUGAACAAAAUGAAAUGAAAUUAAAUAUAAAGGUGACUGAUUUUGGUUUAGCUGUACAAAAGAUGGGAGGAAGCGAAAGCAUGUUCCAGUCUACCUGUGGGACUCCUAUCUACAUGGCCCCAGAAGUGAUCAGUGCACAUGACUAUAGCCAACAGUGUGAUGUUUGGAGCAUAGGUGUCAUUAUGUAUAUGCUAUUAUGUGGUGAUCCACCUUUUAUGGCAGGCUCUGAAGAAAAGCUUUUUGAACUUAUAAAGAAAGGAGAUCUUCAUUUUAAGCAUUCAAUCUGGGAUACAGUCAGUAAGGCUGCCAAAGCUGUGUUGGAGCUGCUUCUGAGAGUAGACCCCGCCCACAGAAUGACUGCUAAUGAAUUGCUUCACAUCCAGUGGAUAACAGGUGAAACAGACAUUUUCCCAAGGCCAUGUAAUGUCCUAGAGUUGAUGAAGAAGUGGAAUAACGACAUCAACACAGACAGUAGAGAAGUAGACCUUCUGGAAGUUGAACUGAAUGGCGCAUCAUCAACUUCACAACAAGAAAUCCGUGAAGAACAUAAUAGACUUACUAGCAGCAAUGGCAACUUAGAGGCCAGUAUAGAAACAGAAACAGAGAGUGGGAGCAGCAAAUCCUCCACGCCAACAAAACAAGUAAAAGUUAACCUGACUCGUAAGAAAAAAAACCACAGCAACACUUUACCAAAUGGGACAUUGCGGAAGAAAAGUUCACAUACCAAGUCAACUUCCAACAUUCAGAGUGGUGGAAGUGGGUCGGUGUCUCCAGGAUCAGUUGCAAAACGGAUGCAGGAUAGCCAAGAGAAGAAAACUGAAAUGGAAAAGUCUUCCUUUUCUCUGAGUCAUGCGUCUCCAAGCAAAAGUUCACAAAAAUCAACAACCCUUAGUGGCCUACUCAAAACGAAAAAGAAAUCUUAGGGGGUAUCCAUCAACUCAAAGUGAAGUUCUUAUGAAGUAACUAGUGCCGAUGCCAAAAUGUGGCAGCUUUAUAAAAAGGACCAAUGUAGCCUGAACUCUUUUGCAUUUUGUUGUUGUUCUGAGAUCUAUAAUCAUCAAGAGAGCUCUAGCUUCACAGUAGUGCUGAUAAAAGUUCUGAAGCAGUGUGAAUUCCUAACCUAUGUGAGGGCAUCCACUGGUCGUAUUACUUUCAGAGCAAGAGCACAGAAUUGUGUAAAAAUCUGUCUUUUAUUUAUUGUAUUGUUCAGGCAAACGACUAGUUUCUUUCAAUCUACUUUCUAUGUUUUUCUUAAAUUUGCUUUGUAAAGUCACAAACGUUUGUUGCAUGGGGGAAUAAGGAGCCAAAAUAUGUAAUGGCUAGGUGGUAUGUAUGUAUGUAUGUAGAUUGCGCUUAUAACCUUGUAGGCAUUAUAACUUGUGUACCAAGGUCAGUGGAUUUUGUUUCUGAUAUUUUUUAUGGCACUUUAGUUUGUUUAGAAAACAUACUUUAAACAUUUUUAGGUAUUAUGAAAAUUGCUAAGGUUCAUAUUGCUGCUAAAACUCUUGUGUGUUUAAAUAAAACAGAUCUUAGAAAAAUA